GGCGGGAGGUGUCGCAGCGUUUUUAUACCGUUCAUCCUUUAACAAUGUCCACCUCCACCACAACCUACGAGACAAUCGUCAUUGGCGGCUCGUUUGCCGGUCUCUCCGCGGCCCUCCAGAUCGCCCGCUCCUGUCGUAAAGUUCUGGUCAUUGACAGCAGUGAAAACCGGAACCGCUUUGCACAACAUGCUCAUGGGUUCCUGGGUCACGACGGAAAAUCUCCCAGUGAUAUUUUAACAGAGUCCAAAGCGCAGUUGAGGCGAUACUCUGAUUGUACGAUUGUUGAGAAUGUGCGUGUUGUCUCCAUCCAAAACUUGACUGCAGAAAAGGGAGCCAGUCCCUCUUUCAACGUUGUUACAUCCGAUGAAAAAACCUUGCACACCCGCCGCAUUAUCCUCGCCACAGGCCUCAAGGACAACCUUCCUCCUGUUGAAGGCCUCCAAGAAUCCUGGGGCAAAUCCGUCUUUCAUUGCCCUUACUGCCACGGAUACGAAUUCCGCGGCAAGCCCUUGGGACUCCUCUAUACCACUCCUAUCCAGAGUCAUCAAGCUCGCUUGUUACCAGACCUUACAAAGGAUAUUAUCCUCUUUACGGGUGGUGCGAUCAAUGGUACCGAGUCCGUGUUCCCUGCUGUUCAAUUGAGCACUGAAGAGACGGCGUUGUGGGAGAAAUUGGGAAUAAAAUUGGAGCACACGCCAGUGAGCAAAUUCGUUCGGGAUUCAAAUGCCGAGUCCGAACUCUCCUACGUGGAAUUAUCGGAUGGUCGGAAAAUUGAGCGAAGGGGAGUAUUACUCCUCCCACCUUUGACCCUGUCUACACCCAAUCUCGUCGCUGAUCUCGGUUGCGAUGUGACACCGAGUCCGUUUGGUGUGGACUUGAUUAAAGUUGACCCGGCGACGCAAGUUACGUCGAUUCCGGGCGUUUACGCGGCUGGUGACUCUGUGAGGCCUAUGAAUGUGGCGGUGGCGGUCGCCGAUGGAUCCAUUGCGGGAAUCAUGUGCCAUCAGUCUUUGGUAGCCGAAGAUAUCAAGAAAAUCCAAUAGGUAGAAUUGCCAUCAUGCUGGACUACUAGCCAGACGAGAUGAUACUGGAUGCUCAGGUUAUGUAUAUACUUGUGACAGUAUUAUGAUAUGCCAGUCUAGUAGAUGAUUGUAGCGCCUUCGCGUACAUGUAUCAAUAUUGAAACCAACGAUUAGACUAGGACUUGCAUCAUUGAUGAGUGCUACCCGCUGCACGCGUCCAAAUCGCAAGGCAAACACGGACUGCUGAUCAAGAAGCAGAAUAUUCUACGGAAACCGUCAGUCAGGUUCCCGGAACAGCACGGUUUUAAAAUUCGGCGAUUUCGGGGCUUCUAUACUUGUACAGUAUCUUUGAGCUCAACUCCAAGCUUCACCGACGUGUCAACAAGCACAUGUAAAGCAAUACAGUUUGCAGAAAAUGAAAUGGUAUUCAAUAUGAGUUUGUUCUUGGGACACGCAAACGAUGAUGGUCCGCCGAUCAUAACUACAUUGUUGCGCGCCUUCCAAAUGGCGGCCGAGUAUAAAAUAUGUUAUCCAACA
Messenger RNA from Spizellomyces punctatus DAOM BR117, 1559 nucleotides. RefSeq names its product FAD-dependent pyridine nucleotide-disulfide oxidoreductase. The record is from RefSeq and is a predicted model, not a curated record. The transcript is spliced from 2 exons. The coding region runs from base 45 to 1043 and encodes 332 amino acids. Lineage: Eukaryota; Fungi; Chytridiomycota; Chytridiomycetes; Spizellomycetales; Spizellomycetaceae. Gene Ontology annotation, molecular function: oxidoreductase activity.